Molecule: messenger RNA, 867 nt
Organism: Aplysia californica (California sea hare)
Lineage: Eukaryota; Metazoa; Mollusca; Gastropoda; Aplysiida; Aplysiidae
Product: protein NCBP2AS2 homolog
Exons: 5
Coding region: 237-602 (121 amino acids)
Source: RefSeq, a predicted model, not a curated record
CAACCUUGUGUCGUCCAGGCCUAUGGAUUGUUUACUGUUUAUGCUACUUGUCUGACGAAAGUGUGGCUGGGGUUGAAGGCCAACAGACCAGAGGGGAAGCAUUCUUUGUCAAAGUAACUGGAACAUCUGACCAAGUUCUGUUCUUUUUUUAAGUAGACAGGGAGCCAUGGAGCUUGGAGUUGAAGACUGAGUACUUGUCCAUGCAGUAACAGAGAGACACGUUUCGACUGAGCAGGAUGCCUCUCAGGCAGUUACUAAGAAUGCUCAUGAACAAUGAGGAGAUAAUUAGAAAACUAAGUGACAGUUACCCCAUCAGACGGGCUGCACAGUUGACAGCUUACUUUUUCCACAAAGGCAAAGAAAUUGGAGAAGAUAACUUAGAAAAACUGAAAGAAUCCGAUAUGGUAAACAGACUGAAGCAGGAAGGACAACAUUCAGUGGAUAAAGGCAAACAACAGUUCGAUCAGUCUGUCAACAAGACAAACUCUUUCUUGAUCAAGUUUUUUGAUGCCUUCAGUGAUGAAUGGAAAAAAGCAGAAAAGGAAAUAGAGGAGAAAAGAGUGAAAGAAAUUCAAGAAAAAACAAAACGGAAGGGAGAAUGAGAGAUGAGUGUAUGUGAUUGUGUUAUAAUGAGAGAAUUUCGGACUUAUUUUUAGUGUUGUUUCAAAGUGCUUUCAUUUACUGCUGUUGUUUCUAUUUGACUUGUGACAAAAAUGAUUCUAGCAGUGCAUGUACUUUAUGACUGAAGAUAAAAAAGUAAAAUAAGUGGUUGUUUUUGUUAGUGUUGUGGUAUGUUAUGUUAGACUUUUUUAUGAGAAAUAGUAACCAGAGAGAGGUGAAAGAUUGCAUUAAAACUUAUCUUGAUAA